AAAGAAAACCGGCCAGAAGAAGCUAGAGAGGUUUUUAAAGUUGAUGUUAUAUGUAUAGAAGAUAGUGAAGAUGAAUGGUAUUCAGAGAAUGAAGAUUAUGAAGAGGACUAUGAGGAUGAAGGAGAUUAUGAAUCUGAGGUAGAAGAGAUGGAGUAUGAAAGAACUGAUAGUAUAGAGAAACAAUGGAAUACGUGGGAGGUUGAUGAGAGUGAAGUAGUGGACAUGAAUCGGCAGGAACAAGGGUAUGAACAAUUAUUACAUGAUUUCGAAUGGUGGGAAUAUGAGAAUAGAAAAGGAACUGAAAUGUCACUUUCCCAGGACGAAGAGCCCAAAAAAAAUGUGCCUUGGUCGCUUACACCCGAAGAAGUUAUAGAAGCCUCGGAGGAAGAAAAUGACCCCAAGUAUGAGGGUGAUGAAGGAUCAUCUGAUGGUAAUUAUUCUUCUUCUUCACAAUGGGAAAUGUCAGAUGACAAAGAGACCCAAAUAGAAGUUGUAAUAAACAGUGGAUCGACAAGUCUAACCACCCCGGAGGAAGAAACUUUGACCAAAGAGUGGAAGGUUAAUAAGAGUCUUGCAAACCAAGUAAAUCAAAAGAAUGCAAUGAUAGAUGAAUUUAUCAAAUGGCCAGAAGAUGACCAGGAAGAAACCUUUGAGCCACAAGCCAUUAAUAUCAGCGGGAUAAGAUGCCAAAAAUUGGUCUUUGCAGGGAAAACCCAGCACUUCGAAAAUGAGUUCUUUCUCUAUGACCAUCCUACUCUUAAUAACCAUAUAGCAGCCCGGGAGCUCAAUUUAUGGGAGGCCGUAUAUUGGGUAGAUUUUUAUGGCUAUCUUUUAAUUGCCAACGACCCAAAUGAAUUACUAAUCCUGCAAAACUGGAUGCAAGAUGAAGUACAACAAAGUGAAGCCUGGCAGUUAAUGGCUUUACAAACUGGCAUUGAUCCUGAGUGUAACCGAAGACUUGUAGAUGAUAAUGGUGUUCUUAUCUUACCUGUGGAAAUCGAGUUGGAUUAG
Molecule: messenger RNA, 1011 nt
Organism: Dentiscutata erythropus
Lineage: Eukaryota; Fungi; Glomeromycota; Glomeromycetes; Diversisporales; Gigasporaceae
Source: the annotation of a GenBank genome assembly